Molecule: messenger RNA, 2476 nt
Organism: Taeniopygia guttata (zebra finch)
Lineage: Eukaryota; Metazoa; Chordata; Aves; Passeriformes; Estrildidae
Source: RefSeq, a predicted model, not a curated record
AUGCUCACAGUUUCCCAGGAUUUAAAUGUUGAGAACCGCAGCGCCCACAUACACGCGCAGGGUCUCCAGCACCCGGCCGGGGCAGGAAUCGCCGCUGCAGCCGCCGCUCGGUCCCGCCGGGCCGGUGGGUACGGGCGGCGCCCGCCACCACCCGCGGCCCCGGGAAGCCGCACCCGGCCCCGCCGCAACAGGCGGCCGGAGCCCGGCGCGGCCCCGCCGCCCCCUGCCCGCUGUUCCCGCGCCCGGGCGGGCCGCGAACGCAGGUCGCCAAGGUCGCCGCCCGUAACCUUCAGGGAGCGGUCACCAGGCCCCCGGCAGGAGGCUCGGGGCGCCGCCCGCCCGUCCCCACACGCCGCGGUGGGGCCGGCAGGCGUACACCGCCGGCCAGGGACGGCGGGGCGGCAGCCGCACCCCGACACCAAUUCCCGGGCGGUGCAGAGCGGCGGGCGCGGAGCCGCCGGAAGCCCCCGCCCGCACCGCACAGCAGCUUCCCCCACACCGGAGAGCUCCCGAGGCGCGGGCGGAGCCGGGUCCUUGGGCUCCCCCCGGCCCCAGCCCUGGCGGCUUCGCCCCGGCGCGGCCCGGCCCGGCCGCGCGCCCCCGUCUCACCUGCGGCGGUGGUGCCGGCGGCGCCCGAGGAGCGCGCGAGGUGUUGUGACAGCUAUUUCUACAAAUGCUUUAAUGGAACAGUUGCAUUUAAAAUACCAACAAAGGCCAUGGACUGAAACUCUGAAACUUGUUUAUUUUUGCAUGGAUAACCCACAUCGAAAGCCUGUCAGUAAUGCUCCAGAUGGUCUAUUGCUUUCAUGCAUGGAGAAGAUAGAGAGGACAUUAAAUGCUAAAUCCAUGUUUUCUGUGAUGAACAUAUUGGAACUUGUAGCCAGACAAAAAGGACUUACUGUUCAUGUUAGCCCCAGUGGGACUGCCUGCUACAUAACAUCAAUGAUGUUUUAUCUAGAAAUUCAGCUGGAGAAGGAUGGAGAUGUGAUGGAUGUAAAGUUGGCUCACUUUGAAGAAGCUCCUGUGGUUUGUGAUGAUUUGGUCCAGCUUCUCAGGAUGAAGAACUAUGAUGCCUUUGGCAAGAUUCUAGAAGACCUGUCAAAUAUGUAUCAAAUUCCAGGAAACAGCGAAAUGAAAGCUAAGGGAUAUCUUGCUUUGCAGGCCCUUGAAAAAGACCUUUAUUCAAUGUCUCUUCUUGACAGAACACAGGAUCUAAACAGAGUUACUGAAGUGCUUAAUGGAAAAGUAGGACACCUGGUGCCAAGAACUGGAGGAACCCCAAUGAACAUUGAAUUUUACAUUUCUCCCUACCAAGUUUUGGAAGCAGAACUAAGUCAUGGUUCCGAGGUAUGUGGAACAAAAACCGUUGUAACUGUUGAAGGCACAGAUAUGCUCCACAAAUUGCCUCUUUCUCCAUUAAUUAUAGAACCUCAAACUGGAGAGGACAGCAACCCUUCUUUUUUGCAACUGACUGAUGAACUCAGCAUGGAUUUGCCUGCUCAUUUUGUUCUGAAGUUUCAUCAACCUGUUCCAAUGUCUUCAUCCAGUAUUGAAGAGAUACAGAAGCUCACAGGAAUUCAGAUUUCUGGCUUGAAACUAGCUCCACUGUAUGAGCUAAUUGUUCAGUCUACACUUAAAGAAAAAUGCAGUGAAGACUUGUCUACAAAUAAAUGUUGUUUCUUUGUGUCUCUUCCAGAUUGCUCAAAGCAUUGUUACUUCAUAAACAAGGGCUCAGAAAAACCAGGUUUAGCAGGAGCCUUGGUCAGUAAAAUCCCAUUUAGCCAUCCCAAGUGUGUGCCUGGUGUAAUAGAGAUUCUUCGACAUCAAGUGGCAUAUAACACUCUUAUUAGCAGCUGUGUCUCCGAGAAGCAUAUAAAUGAAGAUGAUUCAGAAUUGCUUUACUUUGAAGUGGUACCAUACAAGAACACCAGCUUUUCUGUCUUUUUCCUUCAUCCUGUGAAAAAGAAUUUAGCCUGUGUGGUAAUUGAUGUUAUAACCUCUAGAGAAGUCCAGUGUCACCUUCAUUUAAAUCCUCAAGAUCCAACUUUAAAUUCUACUGAUGACUUCAUAGCAAGAGCUGUGAAACGUUGCAUGUCAGUCCCAGUUGUCAUGAGAGCUGUUUUCAGGAAUGCUGCCAAGGUGAAAGCUGACAGUGAAACUCAUGACAUGGACACAGAAGAACAACCUGGGCAACAAUCGGAGCAAAGUACAGAUUCUAACAGUCUCAAAGAAAGCCUUUCUGGGGCUGGUCAGCAAGACUGGGUAGUGACAGAUAAGCUAAAUAAUACAGACAGUACAGAAGAAAAUAUCUUUACAGCCAAACUGGAAACUCUGGGUAAUAACAUGGGGAAAAAGUAACCCCUCCCUAUGCACUGAAACUUUGUGGAGGGAAGUAAUUCCACAGCUAGUAGAGAAGCUGAUGUAAUAGACAAAAAACCUGAUGGUUUUGUAAAUAAAAAUAAAGCCUACUUAGUAA